Messenger RNA from Alligator sinensis (Chinese alligator), 3479 nucleotides. It is a transcript of the gene CHRM3, whose product is annotated as cholinergic receptor muscarinic 3. The coding region runs from base 755 to 2563 and encodes 602 amino acids. Gene Ontology annotation, biological process: saliva secretion; G protein-coupled receptor signaling pathway, coupled to cyclic nucleotide second messenger; adenylate cyclase-inhibiting G protein-coupled acetylcholine receptor signaling pathway. The record is from RefSeq and is a predicted model, not a curated record. Gene Ontology annotation, cellular component: dendrite; plasma membrane; synapse. Lineage: Eukaryota; Metazoa; Chordata; Crocodylia; Alligatoridae. Gene Ontology annotation, molecular function: G protein-coupled serotonin receptor activity; G protein-coupled acetylcholine receptor activity. The transcript is spliced from 7 exons.
CAGACAUCAAGUCCUAACAAUUUGGCUGAGGUUUGCAAGAUAAAUGAGGAGGAUCUGGGGAUCACAAGGAGUUUGAGGAAACUGGGCACAGAAGGUAUCAAACCUUUUAGGUUGAGAUUGAGGCCCAGUAUUGAUACGUAUUAAGAGGCAGUUACAUCCUGUUGCAGAGCAUGAUGGUCUACCAGUUGUGAAACCGGGGAUUCAAAGAAGAUUCUGGGGUCCUGAUGAUUGCCAUUUAUUUCUUCAUCAACUAUUUUCAAGCUUGUUGAGGUGCUUUUCCAGCAUCUUAUUUUCAGCUCUGCAUUGGUGAUUUUCAGCAGCAUACAAUGGCUUCUCCAACAACAGAGUCUCAAUCUUCAUAUCCUCUGUUUCUUUUUUCAUGAUUGAAAAAACACAAAACAACCCCACGAGAGAACAGUGAGUGAGCACAAUGAAAAACAGACUUUGAGGAAUCUUCAAAAAAUAGAUGGAAGUGUAAAAUUUUCUUGAAGCAGAAAUUAGUAGUUACUUCCAUAUUUAAGAUCUUGGUGGUUAUGGCAAAUUUUACACCAAUGAAUGGUACAAUGGGCUACAGAUUGGAUGAAUUACGGUCAUCUGCAACAUGACAUAGCGUACCAUACCUUUUUCUUGUCACUGCCCACAUGUUGAUACAUUCCCCUUUUUGUUUCCAAAAGAGGAUUUCACAGAAUUACAGUGUGCCUGAUCCAACCGACCACUUUGAUGUUCUUCACUAGACUAUACUGUCAGAGACACAAUGAUCAUGCACAAUAACAGUACAAUCUCCCCCUUGGUUUCAAAUGUGAGCUCCUUCUGGAACAGAGAUACCCAAGGACCAGGACCUGUUGAUGAUACAACAUUAUUCACUGGCAGCUAUGACUUCACUCAAAAAAACGAGAGUUUCCCCUUCACCUCUGUAGAAGCAACCAAUGCAUCCCUUAAUGAAACAGGCAAAGACCCUCUUGGCGGACAUACUGUGUGGCAAGUAGUUUUGAUUGCUUUUCUCACUGGUAUCUUGGCACUGGUGACAAUCAUAGGAAACAUUCUAGUGAUUGCAGCAUUUAAAGUUAACAAACAACUGAAAACAGUCAACAAUUAUUUCCUGCUCAGCCUUGCUUGUGCCGAUUUGAUCAUUGGUGUUAUUUCCAUGAACCUUUCCACCACAUAUAUCAUCAUGGGCCAAUGGGCUUUGGGGAACUUGGCCUGCGAUCUUUGGCUCUCCAUUGACUAUGUAGCCAGCAAUGCCUCUGUCAUGAAUCUCCUUGUCAUAAGUUUUGACAGGUAUUUUUCCAUCACUAGGCCACUUACAUACAGAGCUAAACGAACAACAAAAAGGGCUGGAGUGAUGAUUGGCUUAGCAUGGGUCAUCUCAUUCAUUCUUUGGGCCCCUGCCAUCUUGUUCUGGCAGUAUUUUGUUGGGAAAAGGACUGUGCCUCCCAAUGAAUGUUUUAUCCAGUUUUUAAGUGUACCUAUCAUCACUUUUGGCACCGCCAUAGCUGCCUUUUAUUUGCCGGUCACCAUUAUGAGUAUUUUGUACUGGAGGAUCUACAAGGAGACAGAGAAGCGCACCAAAGAGUUAGCAGGGCUACAAGCCUCUGGCACCGAAGCAGAGGCAGUGCAGUUUGUCCACCAAACCGGCAGUUCCAGAAGCUGCAGCAGCUAUGAGCUGCAGCAGCAAAGCCUGAAGCACUCCAACAGAAGGAAAUUCAGACGCUGCCACUUCUGGCUCACAGCAAAGAGCUGGAAACCCAGCGCAGAUCCAGGGGAUCAGGAGCACAGCAGUAGUGACAGCUGGAACAACAAUGACGCUGCCGCCUCUCUUGAAAACUCUGCCUCCUCUGAUGAAGAAGACAUUGCCUCGGAGACGAGAGCCAUUUAUUCCAUUGUGCUGAAGCUUCCUGGUCACAGUGCCAUCCUCAACUCCACAAAGCUACCCUCCUCAGAAGAUUUGCACGUGUCAGGGGAUGAACUACAGAAGUCUGACACUGAAUCAAAGGAGAGGAAACAUAAAAAGCUGCAUGCUCAGAAGAGUGUGGAGGAUGAGGGGAUUUUCCAGAAGAGUUUUUCUAAGCUUCCAGUUCAACCAGGGUCAGUAGCAGAAACAAACAAGACUGCUGAUGGCAUUUCAUCUGUGGCUACGACACCUGCAGCCCUGCCUCUGUCGUUUAAGGAAGCCACUCUGGCAAAAAAGUUUGCCUUGAAGACCAGAAGUCAGAUCACCAAGCGAAAACGAAUGUCACUUAUUAAAGAGAAGAAAGCAGCACAGACACUCAGUGCCAUUUUGUUUGCCUUCAUUAUCACCUGGACCCCAUAUAAUAUCAUGGUUCUGGUGAACACCUUUUGUGAGGACUGUAUCCCAAAGACAUUUUGGAACCUGGGGUAUUGGCUUUGUUACAUCAACAGCACAGUGAACCCUAUGUGCUACGCACUGUGUAACAAAACUUUCAGAACCACCUUCAAGAUGUUACUGCUGUGCCAGUGUGACAAACGGAAACGACGCAAACAGCAGUAUCAGCAGAGGCAGUCAGUCAUUUUUCAUAAGCGGAUCCCUCGGGAGGCUUCAUAGAAUAGUAUUUUUUAACAAAUGAAAAAAUAUAGAUAUAUGUGUGUGUGUAUAUAUAUAUAUAUCGACAGCAAAGGGAGAAUGGAUUUGGGAGGGAGGGCGGUUCCAGAGUGCUGAUGAAAAUGUUUGAUCAUCAUGAAAAACAUGAAAGCAGCUGCCAGCUUAUGUUUCCUUUUAAUAAAUCCAGUUUAGUAUGAAAAUCAAAUCUGAAUUCAGCAAAAACAAAUACACUUCAAGGUUUUUAUUAAGGAAAUGAAAGACUUAAUAAAGUUUUCCUACAAUGUUACAAGUUGUAUAGCAAUUAUAAACUCAUUACUGAUCUGCCCAGGUUUUUGAUUGUAAUCAACUCUGGGAUCUCAGGUAAGCACAUCUAGCUAGACCAACUGUUUUCCAAGGAAUCCAACAAGUUUCAAGUUAAGUCACAUCUGGACACAGCAAGCUAAACAUGAGUAUGAAAUUAUUUAAAACACUGUAUAGGUUGCAAAACUACUUCUUGUUGUCCUGGUUGAGCUUCCUUGUGUUCUCCUCUUUCGGUGUAUUGUUAAUUGUAGCCCUGAGUCUUAAACCUUAUUCAGUACCUAUUUUUGCAGCUCAUGUUGUGUGUGUGUGUGUGUGUGUGUGUGCGCGCACGCGUGUGUGUUCACGUGUAUGUAUGUGUGUACACGUGAGAGAGAGUACACAAUGUACACUCACAGUCACAUAAUAUAUAUUUAGACACACACAGACAUAUACCAGGAAAGAAGUGAUUUAUCAGUGUAGGUCUUUACAUGGCUCCCAUCAUUGUGGUAUAUGAGUGAAAUAAAUUAUUUGGCAAAUUAUUCUCCAAGUGUAGAUUUAUUUCAUUAUUUUCUACUUGUCAUUCUAAUUUCUCUUUAAAACCCAGUGCAAUUCACAGAGAUUUGGAAUGGAGCUGGCUGAA